AUGCCAUCACACAUCGGUCCAGUGCUAGGACGCAGUUCUUACAUUGUUGACAUUGAUCAUGGUGCGAAACCAUGGGAUCAACUUCGUGAAGAUCUGGACACUUUGCCCUAUCGCUUACGUUACUGGAAUAUAUCGGUGAGCUUACGAAAGAGCGAGUUUGGGAAACGAUCGAUUCCCUAUCGGUCACAUGAGAUUAGUGCGCAAGGUAUCCGGGCGACCCCAAAAGUUGCGAAGGGUGUCAUGGAGCUGCCGUUCCCCAAAUCUCACAAAGGUGUGUUAUCGUUUCUCGGAAGUCUGAAUUAUUACCAUAAGUUCAUUGAGGACUUUCCGGUAGUGGCCGCAGUUCUUUAUGAACUUUCAGAAGACCAGAUACAUCAGGGACGAGAUCUCUCGCGAGCUCAUAAAUAA
Molecule: messenger RNA, 408 nt
Organism: Phytophthora megakarya
Lineage: Eukaryota; Oomycota; Peronosporomycetes; Peronosporales; Peronosporaceae
Source: the annotation of a GenBank genome assembly